GCGCGUGCCGCCGCCCUCCUCGCCGCCGCCCGUGAUCAUCCGAUCGCCCCUGUCGUCCAUGUCGUCCACGUGUAUCGCCUCGCCAUCUCGUGACUCCACUUCCCCGCCCGAGUCGCUCGCGGCGACUCCACGCGACGGCUUGUGCGAGCCAGAGGGCAGCCUCCGCACGCAGCGCCGCACCACGGCCGCUGUACGCCGCCGUACGCUCGCGCUCCUCUCGGUCGGCCUCGUCGCCGGGACCGCAGACGCACUCCUCACGCGGCUCGCAAUCACGCUGGACGGCGCGUCGCUCGCCGAGUGGCUCGCCAUCAAGGGCCUGGCGAGCGCGCUCUUCUCGAGCGGGCUGCUGUUGCAUCAGAACGGGAUCGGCGCCGUCCGGCGCCUCCCCGCCGCGGCGGCGCGGGUGCCUGCUCACUUUGCCGCUGGCUCGCUACUGCAUGCGAGUGCUCUGAGCUGCCGCGCCGCGGCAUUUUACUCGACGGGCGGGUCGGCGGCGCUCGCCCUCCUCUUGAUCUCCCUCUGCCCGUUCUGGGCCGCGCUGCUCGGGAGGGUGGUGCUGGGCGACGUCCUCCCUCGCCGCACCGUCGCCGCGCUCGUCGCCGCGACCGCCGCCGCCGCCAUCGGCGUCAUCCUGCCAAGCAAGCCCGCGUACCGAUGGAUGCUGCUGCUCAGCGUCGAGGAUGAGUUCGCCGGCGCGCGGCGGAGCGCCAUCCUAGGUUUGGACGACGACGGGUUCCGAGACGCAAGCUUCUGGCCGAUCGCUUUCUGCGCCGGCGCCGGCGCGAGCCUCUUCACGAACGCGUGCGUCGUGCGAGCGCCGCGGCAGGUGAGCUCGGCGGAGGUGGGGGUGGUGCUGCUGCUCGAGAGCAGCGGCUCGCUGGCGCAGCUCGCGGCGAUCUGGACCAUCGCGGGCUACUCCUCCGCACGUGACUUUUGGAACCCGUGGAUGGUGGCCGGCAUCUCGCUCCUCCUCUUGCUCAUCGCGGCGCACGAGGUGGCGCAGAUGAAAGCGGCGCGCAGCACGGCGCGCCGACGGUUGUGUCAGCUCCUCGACGCGGCAGCGGCCAAGGGCUCAGAUACAUAA
Emiliania huxleyi CCMP1516 is the source of this 1084-nucleotide messenger RNA. RefSeq lists its product as hypothetical. Lineage: Eukaryota; Haptophyta; Isochrysidales; Noelaerhabdaceae. The transcript is spliced from 7 exons. The record is from RefSeq and is a predicted model, not a curated record. Bases 59 to 1084 code for a protein of 341 amino acids.